AUGCAUGGAUAUGCAAUAUUUAAACAGAACACAUUCCACAUAAUGCCAGCUGGUAGCGAAAUGUUUGUCUUAUUCUUCCAAGACACAAUGUAUGAUACGAGAGUGGAGGAAGAUGGUGAGUUAUCCGAUUGGGAAGGAAGGUGGGCUUCAAUGUUGCCCCUUUUUUUGGGUUUGGAUGGGUUGCGAGUAGAAGAUGUUCUUGAAAUGGAGUUUUCUUCACCUCAGGAGGCAAACGGCUUCUAUAACAAUUACAGCCAACUAAAGGGCUUUGCAUCAAGGCGAGACAAGACGGUUAGAAACACUGCCGGAGAGAUAGUGUGGUACACGUUUGUUUGUAAUAGGCAAGGAUUUCGAGAGAAGAAAUGGUUGGAAAAUGUUGAUCGCAAAAGGGAGCACAAGGUAGUAACCCGAUGCGGAUGCAUGGCGGAGAUGAGGAUAAAGAGGAAAGACGGUAGUGGUAGGUGGUAUGUCUCGCGUUUUGUCGAGGAGCAUAACCAGGAACUUGCGUAUGGGAAGCUUGUUGAUUAUCUGCGGUCACACAGGAAGAUAUCUGAGGUAGAAGUUGCUCAGCUAACAAGCAUGAGGGAGAUUGGAAUUAGCAUACCUAAGAUUUAUGAGUCUUUCGCAGCACAACUAGGGGGCUUUAAUCUGGUAACAUUCACAAAGCAAGAUAUGUAUAAUGAGAUACGGAAACAGAGAGGUCUGCAAGGCGGAGACGUAAGUGCAGCUAUUAGGUACUUGGAAGGUCUGGCACGCAUGGAUGGGAAAAUGUUUUGGCGGUACAAGUUGGGGGCAAGGCAACACCUAUGCAACUUGUUUUGGAGCGAUGGUCGUUGUCAGGAAGAUUAUGGGAUAUUCGGCGAUGUGCUAGCAUUCGACGCUACCUAUGGCCGCAACAAGUACAACCUACCCGUUGUAGUCUUUUCCAGAGUAAACCACCACAACCAGACAUGCGUAUUCGGAACAGCAAUGGUCUCAUGCGAAUCGCAGGAGUCAUAUAUUUAG
Messenger RNA from Arachis duranensis, 1005 nucleotides. Its product is annotated as protein FAR1-RELATED SEQUENCE 5-like. The transcript has a single exon. The coding region runs from base 1 to 1005 and encodes 334 amino acids. Lineage: Eukaryota; Viridiplantae; Streptophyta; Magnoliopsida; Fabales; Fabaceae. The record is from RefSeq and is a predicted model, not a curated record.